Linum trigynum is the source of this 765-nucleotide messenger RNA. NCBI's taxonomy places the organism in Eukaryota, Viridiplantae, Streptophyta, Magnoliopsida, Malpighiales, Linaceae. The record is from the annotation of a GenBank genome assembly.
CCCAUCAUCACAAGAUCGCCGCUAUUUCUACCAUUGUCUUGCCUGUUGAUUGUUCGCCAUGGGCAAGAUGAAGAGGGCGCCAGCCACAGUGGCACCACAGAAGAAGAGGAAGAAACAGUCCUAUCCAGAGCAAGUAGCCACUGUGUCAAUUCAUCUCGCCGAGUUAUGCAGCAGUUUCAGGGCGGCCGAAUUGAAGCUGGAAGCCUUCAAGGGAGGGCUGCCUCCACUGCCGUUGUCUGCCGUGGCGGGCACAAUGGUGGAUCCACUGGCUACAAUCCUCGAAAUGCAGAGGGGAACUAAAGAUGGCCUUUAAGAUCACCGUGGAGAGGGUCGAAGUGAUGUCUCGCAUCUACGGGUUACCACUCCCAGCUGGGCUCUCCUCCAUGACAAAUGAACUUUGAUUCCGACGGGUGAUUGACCUCUGGAUUUAGCUAUAGAAAUCUGGAUGAAAGAGUCUGGGUCUGUACUUUCUCGUUCUAUGUCAUCGUUGUAUUGAGUUUUACAGUGCAGUGUUUGAUGUGGAGUGAUCACCUUCACAUGGGUAUAUCGUUUCUCCUGUUCUUAUUGUAUGAAGUCUGGAUGGAUAUCCGGUCGGUCUAUCUCUUCUCGUUUCUCUUACCAUGUGUAGGUUUCGUAACUCUUUAUGCCGAGAGAAAUUUCACGUACAUAUAUCAAGCGUGAGUAUGAUGCAUCUACAGCUCUUCAAUAUUACGUUCGAGAUUAUAAUGCUCUGUAUGCAGAUCUUAAUACAUGAAUGAAAUGCGA